CCAGGCGCCCCGCACUUGGGUUGUCUUUCAGGCAUGACCUUUGAUCUCUGAAGCAGCCUCCUCAGUUACCGCGAACGAACGUUGCCUGCCUACUUCUGGGUUGUGGCAGAGCUAAGUCUUAACACCGCAUGGGCUUCGCUAAUCGCUUGUGCCAAAGCUAAGGAGAGGAAGCUGGAGAAUUCUGGGUGACCACCUUUCGGGAGCAUCCGCUUCUCUGGAGGAGUUGAAUCCAGCAGGAAGGUCGUGUUAGCUGACCAAGGACGCUUUCCUUCAAAGGCAGCAUUUAGAGUGAACACUCUUCGUCCGGGCCCUGCUAACUGUGGCUUGACCUCAGCGCGGCGGUGGGCGGAGGGCCGCUCUGUGGGUAAAUCUGGGGAGCAACUCUUAUCACUGACCGGAAGUACUCCCGGCUCAGCCGAGGAAGAAAACAGCCCAAAGAUGAGAGUGAUUCGUGUGGGCACCCGAAAGAGCCAGCUGGCCCGCAUACAGACAGACAGCGUGGUGGCGGUGCUGAAAUCCUUGUACCCAGGCCUGCAGUUUGAAAUCGUUGCUAUGUCCACCACAGGGGACAAGAUUCUUGAUACUGCGCUCUCUAAGAUAGGCGAGAAGAGCCUGUUUACCAAGGAGCUGGAACACGCGCUGGAAAAGAAUGAAGUGGACCUGGUUGUUCACUCCCUGAAGGACCUGCCCACUGUGCUUCCUCCUGGCUUCACCAUUGGCGCCGUCUGCAAGCGGGAGAACCCCUACGAUGCUGUUGUCUUUCACCCCAAAUUUGUUGGGAAGACCCUAGAAACCUUGCCAGAAAAGAGUGUGGUGGGAACCAGCUCCCUGCGGAGAGCGGCCCAGCUGCAGAGAAAGUUCCCACACCUGGAGUUCAAGAGCAUUCGGGGAAACCUCAACACGCGGCUUCGGAAGCUGGAUGAGUUCCAGGAGUUCAGCGCCAUCAUCCUGGCCGCGGCCGGCCUGCAGCGCAUGGGCUGGCAGCACCGGGUGGGGCAGAUCCUGCCCCCGGAGGACUGCAUGUACGCGGUGGGUCAGGGGGCCCUGGGCGUGGAAGUCCGAGCCAAGGACCAGGACAUCCUGGAUCUGGUGAGCGUGUUGCAUGAUCCUGAGACCCUGCUUCGCUGCAUUGCUGAGCGAGCCUUCCUGAGGCACCUGGAAGGAGGCUGCAGCGUGCCAGUGGCAGUGCAUACAGCUAUGAAGGAUGGGCAACUGUACCUGACUGGGGGAGUCUGGAGUCUAGACGGCUCAGAUAGCAUGCAGGAGACCAUGCAGGCCACCAUUUGUGUCACUGCCCAGCAGGACGAUGGCCCGGAGGAUGAUCCACAGCUGGUGGGGAUCACUGCCCGGAACAUUCCACGACAAGCCCAGCUGGCUGCUGAGAACCUGGGCAUCAGCCUGGCCAGUUUGUUGCUGAACAAAGGAGCCAAGAACAUCCUGGAUGUUGCACGACAGCUUAACGAUGCCCACUAACUGGUCUGUGGGGCGCACGUGCCUGGGCUAUCACGCGGUGCCUGCCUCCCAGCCCUUGGUGCCCCGUUCUCACGGCUACCUGGGGACUGAUUACCCCGGGCAUUGAACUGCAAGGUCAAGACCUCCAGAGACUUGCCUCACCUUGGGGCUGUGGUGAGUGCCUAGCUUCCUCAGUAGGUGGGGGGGUUUCAUCUCUCUGGGGAAAAAGUUCAAGCCACGGCCUUUGAAUGUAACCAACUCAACUAAUAAACCAGCUCUGACUUUGUU
Messenger RNA from Suricata suricatta (meerkat), 1740 nucleotides. RefSeq names its product hydroxymethylbilane synthase (gene HMBS). Gene Ontology annotation, biological process: heme biosynthetic process. Gene Ontology annotation, molecular function: hydroxymethylbilane synthase activity. The coding region runs from base 439 to 1473 and encodes 344 amino acids. Gene Ontology annotation, cellular component: cytoplasm. The transcript is spliced from 14 exons. The record is from RefSeq and is a predicted model, not a curated record. NCBI's taxonomy places the organism in Eukaryota, Metazoa, Chordata, Mammalia, Carnivora, Herpestidae.